UUCCUUGCAAUGGUACAUCCAGCAUCCUGCAGCACAAUGGUCGCAAGAGGACAGCGGACUGUGUGAUUCAGCAUCGCCUUUCUCGGCCACCUCUCUCUCUUUUUUUGUUCUUUAAUCUUUGUUUUUCAUCAGUCUCUCCAUUUUUUUCCGCAUCAUCGUGGUGUUGAUCCAUGUAGCCCAAUCGGGAUGUUGUGAAUAAGAGCGUGAGAGUGUGUGUGUGUGUGUUUGUGGGAGAGAGAGAGAGAGAGAGAGAGAGAGAGGACCGGGAUCAGCUGGCGCGGAAUGGUAUUUAUGAACAGACAUUUCUUAUACAACUGCAGUGCACCAAUCCUGGAUGUGAAGAUUGCCUUUUGUCAGGUGUGUGUUCCAUACAGGUAAAAUAAAAGGGUUUUGGUAAACAAGUUGAUGUGUCUUAUAUCGCCAAGCAUUACAACAUGAGCAAGAGCAAAGUGGACAACCAGUUCUACAGCGUGGAAGUCGGAGACUCCACCUUCACGGUUCUGAAACGGUACCAGAACCUCAAGCCCAUUGGUUCUGGGGCUCAGGGAAUAGUGUGUGCUGGAUAUGACGCUGUCCUGGACAGAAAUGUGGCUAUAAAGAAGCUCAGCAGACCUUUCCAGAACCAGACCCACGCCAAGCGCGCGUACAGGGAGCUGGUGCUCAUGAAAUGCGUCAAUCACAAAAACAUCAUCAGCUUAUUAAACGUUUUCACACCGCAGAAAUCUUUAGAGGAAUUCCAGGAUGUGUACCUGGUGAUGGAGCUGAUGGAUGCUAACCUGUGCCAGGUGAUUCAGAUGGAGCUGGACCAUGAGAGGAUGUCCUACCUUCUCUACCAGAUGCUCUGUGGCAUCAAACACUUACACUCAGCCGGCAUCAUCCACAGGGAUUUGAAACCUAGCAAUAUCGUGGUGAAGUCGGACUGCACGCUGAAGAUUCUGGACUUUGGGUUGGCGAGGACCGCCGGAACCAGCUUCAUGAUGACCCCAUAUGUGGUGACGCGGUACUACAGAGCCCCGGAGGUCAUUCUGGGCAUGGGGUAUAAAGAGAACGUGGAUAUUUGGUCAGUCGGUUGCAUUAUGGGUGAAAUGGUGCGCCACAAAAUCCUCUUCCCCGGCCGAGACUACAUCGAUCAGUGGAAUAAGGUGAUUGAGCAGCUUGGCACGCCAUCGCCUGAGUUCAUGAAGAAGCUCCAGCCUACAGUGAGGAACUACGUGGAGAACCGACCUAAAUACGCUGGUCUCACUUUCCCUAAGCUGUUUCCCGACUGCCUGUUCCCUGCAGACUCUGAGCACAACAAACUCAAAGCAAGUCAGGCCAGAGAUCUGCUUUCUAAAAUGCUGAUCAUCGAUCCUGCUAAGCGGAUAUCAGUGGACGAGGCCCUGCAGCACCCCUACAUCAACGUGUGGUACGAUCCGUCUGAGGUGGAGGCGGCCAAAGAUCUUCAGAUAUCCAUGCCUCCUCCUCAGAUCUACGACAAGCAGCUGGAUGAGAGAGAACACUCCAUCGAAGAGUGGAAAGAGCUGAUCUAUAAAGAAGUGAUGAACUUUGAGGAGCGAACGAAGAACGGCGUGGUGAAGGGACAGCCUUCUCCUUCAGGUGCAGCCGUGAACAGCAGCGAAAGCCUCCCUCCAUCCUCAUCCGUCAACGACAUCUCGUCCAUGAGCACCGACCAGACCCUGGCCUCCGACACGGACAGCAGCCUGGAGACCUCGGCCGGGCCGCUCGGCUGCUGCAGGUGACUAACCGCCUGCCUGCGCAACCCCGCCUUCUUUAGGAGGUGAUCUGAAUGAUUUCACAAAAAGAAAAAAACGCCUAUCCAACGCCUAUCUGAUCCACUACUCUGCAAAAAGAAGUUGCUCAAAUAUUGUCAUUGUAAUCCACAGAUUGGAUUCUGUUUAACGAUAAAUUUAGGAAUAACGGGAAAAUAAAUAAUAAAGCCUGCAUUAUUGUUCAAAGCAAACUAAGAAAAUGGAAAAAAGAUGCUGAUGUAUGUGUAUAUUUAUGAAUCCCUCACUAGUUGCUUUGCUUUAUACUCCCUUCAUAUGGCAUCUGAUAAUGAAAAAAAUAAUGUAAUGCUUACCGAGGCAUCUCUGUGAAGUGUACGUUAAUACGUUAACCUGGAUGAUCCCGAGUAAACUGCAAGCUUUCUGUGCUCCUUCAAUCGAUGUGGCAAGGUGGGCUUUUGUGUUUCUCACUACUCAAAUAUAUAUAAACAUGAUUUCCCCCGUUAUACGACAGUUAUGUUUGUGCUGAACCUCUUUAACCAGAGGAAUUUGACCCGAAGACAAUGUUUUUUUUCUGGGUGUGAACGUAAAAACCCCUCUAUCUCUUGUAUAUAUGUAAUUCUGUACAGCUGCAAGGCAUGAAUGGGACUGACGGCCAGUAUCGGGAGUUGUCUUGCGCACCUUGCCACAUCACCGCUUUGACCUUUAGUUGCCCUUGCCUGUAGUCUUCUUGCAUGACCAGAGAAAAAAAAUGAAACACUAAAUAUAAACAUAACCCAGUAUAUUUGUAUACCAUGUAAGAAAAUGAAAUCUGCUGGAAGCUGCGAGGCGAACGGAAGGGUUUUACGCUGGCGAAGUGGUCGCGUGUGUGUCCUUGUAUUCUGCAGGAAGCCAUUGUGAGGGAACAAGUACUAUCACACAUAAACCUCCAUCAGGGUUGCCAGGAUUGCAGUUUUUACACCGGAUUGGGCUAGUUUUGGGAUUUGGGAAGGUUGCGGUUGUAAGAAGCCGGAAAUAUCUUGUUUCCACAAACACAGGCGAUGGCAAACAAAGCGAAAGUGUAAACGCAGACAGCUUAUCUACAAUGUACAGAACCAUUUCUGUUGUAGAUAUAUUGCAAAUAUUAGAGUGGAAACAGAAAGAAAGAGGGAAAGAAAGAUUAAAUUGUAUCUGUGAAUUGCAGAUACUGCAAAGAAAUGCGCGCGCACUACGGUGAACUUGUUUUCCACGCAAAGACAGACUAAAAGCGUCUCCUUUUCUCAAUGCCCAAAGGUUUUUGGGCUUUUUUCAAAUGUUCUUGGGCUGGAAAUAUUGACCUGGCAACCCUGACCUCCAUCCUGCUUUUCAAUUUAUUUAUUUUUUUACAGUUUCUUAGUUUCUACACUUGCAUAGUCCAUAUUUCCUCAGAGCGUGUUGAGUGCACUAUGAGCGUGCAUGUGCUGAGAUUAAAAUACAUCCACUGUUUCGCCUUACUCGCUGCUUUGCAUGUCACUCCUGACCUUUGACACCUCAGAUCGGUUCUCUUAUGGCUGUUGCAUGUUCAGGAAAGGGCUUUUUUUCCCAAAGUCGAGCAACUUCGAAGUGAGCGCUGUGUCAAUGAUACCUCAUUCUCUUAGCUUUGCAUUCGAAUCAUUUCAUUUUUGCAUUCCUGGUGCACGUCCAUCUAACUAGCCAUCGUUGCAUUUUUGACAUUUUGUUGUCUGAAUGGAAUCCAAAUGGACUUACUACCUAAAACAAGGAAUCUGAAAGAAGUGGGCUUUAUUUAUUGAACGCAUGCGUUUGCCUGAAUUCGGGUAGUGCCUUUGAAAUAAUGCAGUUUCCUCUUAUUUAUCAAAAUAAUUCCAGAGCAGUGAAGUGUGGAGGAAGUUCAGGCGAGGUUGCACAGGCAGUGGCUUUGUCACAAUUUGAACAUUGCAGGUAAUUCAGAGUUGUCGUACGUUGGCGGUGCCUGGUUUGUCGGGUCUCUUCCUUCUUCUAACCUCUUUGUCUAAGUAUGCACAUAAUCACCAGAUCUUAAAAACCAUCUCCUUCCCUGUCCUAUGAAAAAAAAAGAAUGAACCCUGACAUAUAAUUGUUGCAUUUCUAAAUAAUGUAUUGUAAAUGAAACCUCAACCUUUACUCACUCGCCUGAUGUUUUUUUUCAGUUAUAGGUUAAUGAUAAGCCUUAUUCAAUAAAUGUCAUGACGUACACAGUAAGAAAAUGGAUCAUAUAAUUUUUGUUUUGUACCUGUACUUGUCUGAUUUGACCUGUGUACCAAAUCAUUUUAAUAAAGGAAUGAAACGCACAUUUUUUUUGUUUGCUUAUACCGAUUGUUAAAUUAAUUAGAGCCAUUUCUGAUUCUUAAUAGUGGUCAUUUUUUAAAAACUGUAUUGUCAUUCUGCAAUUACACUGCAUUUAACAUUUACUGUGUCACAUAGUACACUUACAUUUUGUACAGGCCCUGCUGGUGACAUCCCUACUUAAUAAAAAAUAAUGUGUGGCCAGGACGUAGUAAUGUGUGGGAAUGAGAUCAUUAAUCAUGACACAAGGGAAUGAGAUAAUUAAGUCAUAACCAUGACAUAGUAAAGUAAGGGAACGAGAUAAUUAAGUCGUAGCCAUGACUUAGAAACAUGAGGGAACGAGAUAAAUAAAUCAUGGCCACUACUUACUAAUGCAGGGGAACGAGAUAAUUAAGUCGUAGCCAUGAUUUAGUAACAUGAGGGAAUGAGAUUCUAAUGUUCACAUAUAUACAGUGUUUUACAGUAACCACCAAACUCUUAACUUUUUCUAAUUAAUAAGAAAGUGUGCAAGUAAACCUCUCUAGUGUCUACACUACGAAACCAGACAAGUGGCAGCUUUUUUCCCCUCCAAGCGUGUAAUGGUUACCGUAAAACCCCAUAUGUAUUUGAACAUGCCCAACAUGAAGAUAAAGCUUUAUUAUUAAAUUAAAAUAAUAAAUUAUUAUUAUUUUUAGUUGAUCUUGUUCCCACACAUUACUAAGUCAUGGAUGCAUUAUUUUUAUUAAGUAGGGAUGUCACCAGGGAGCGCCGUAAUUCUGAAGUCAAAUUUUAUUGGCCCUAACAUUCAACCCUUAGGAAUACCUACAAUAAUGAUUAAAGCCUCGAUUUAUUUUCUUCGUGGUACUGUGCAUGUAGAAAUUCUACACUUUCAAAGUGUGCAUGUCUAUCUAGGCACAAUUGAUGGAAUUGUACCUUUAAGUGCUUACUAUCUAAUUGAAACAUACCAUUUUAUUUACCCAGUAAGGCCACUGAUUUUAUGUGUUAGUGUUGCAAAGUUUGAUUUUUGGGCUUUUUUUUUGGGCAUUUAAUGUAACAAAUGUCACAAAUAUAGCUUAAAUUGCAUUUUGAGGAGAAAUUUAUUUGGCCCCAAGGGUGAACCCUGAGGAAUACCUAAGAAAAUGAUUAUUUUGCUUUUCUUUUUCUUGGUACUGUGUGUAGAAAUUGUAUUGUUAAUUCUGAAGAUAAAAAAAUGUAGAGGCCAACCAAACAUCUGUAAUUGUCUUAUUCCCAAAAUGAGUUUUAUUUCUAUGACAUUUAAGUGGCAUAUAUAUAUAUAUUACUCAGUACUAACUGAGCGCUAAUAGUCACACUUAAGAAAUCUCUCCAAGGCUGAAAUCUCUGAAGUCAAAUAACCAAGUAUUUUUCUUUAGCACCAUUCACACAAUCACCAUUGAAAUUAUUAUAUAUUUAUUUUCUUAAUUUUCUUUUGCAUGGUAAAUACAAGAUGUGCAGUUUUCUGUUGUAAUUACUGACAUUUGAAACACUGACGUUGAUACACAGGUGCCGCCAUUAGCUUUCGCUCUUUCCUGAGAAAGAAAAACACAACAAUGUGAACAUGAUCACACUGUGACGGGUUCUGAGAGGUCUCCAGGCUAUCAAUAAAACACUUUUACAACAGGGUGCACACACACACACACACACACACACACACACACAAAUACACAACAUAUAGUAGCGUUUGUAUUUCAAUUGUAACUAGUUGUAAACUGUUCUGUUGUGUAUUCACUUUGAUUCAUUAGAAUAGGAUGAGAUGAAUGUGGUGCGUUGUCAUGUAUUUUUUACAAUCUAUUUUCCAAAACACGACCCGUAUAUAUAUAUAUAUAUAUAUAUAUAUAUAUAUAUAUAUAUAUAUAUAUAUAUAUAUAUAUAUAUAGCAUUAACAGCUGGGUCAGAAACAGGGUUGAUCUUGGUUUUUUUCCCAAAUCUUCCAAAUCUCUUCAAAAUGGUGCCACAAAUAUUAUUCAUUCUGUGCUGAUGAUGCAAAUCUGAAGAUUGGUGUGUUUUAUAAAACAAUUCAUUCGUAACAUCCUGUAAAAGUUGGAGAAAUAUGUGUCGUGUGUUUGAAAACCCUGACACAAAUUUCUCCAAACAAACCUGACAUUUGUAUGUUGGUGUUUACUGGACAAUGUUUGGCCUGGAUUUUAGUCCUCAGAAUAUGGGAAUUUUUACUCAAAAUGUCUCCAGAAAUUAAUGACAGUGUUGUGGUUAACAUUAAUUGUCAUCUAAUGUGAUUUUCUUUUAUAUUAAUUACAUUUUGACUCUAUGCUGCUUUAUAUUCAUUUCAAAGAAACAAGCAUCUGUUGCUUUUUCAGGCAUGAAAGAAAUAAAAAUUAGUUGUAAUCACA
Molecule: messenger RNA, 6349 nt
Organism: Pangasianodon hypophthalmus (striped catfish)
Lineage: Eukaryota; Metazoa; Chordata; Actinopteri; Siluriformes; Pangasiidae
Gene: mapk10
Product: mitogen-activated protein kinase 10
Exons: 14
Coding region: 435-1739 (434 amino acids)
Biological process (GO): protein phosphorylation; JNK cascade
Cellular component (GO): nucleus; cytoplasm
Molecular function (GO): ATP binding; JUN kinase activity
Source: RefSeq, a predicted model, not a curated record